Messenger RNA from Schistosoma bovis, 3918 nucleotides. The record is from the annotation of a GenBank genome assembly. NCBI's taxonomy places the organism in Eukaryota, Metazoa, Platyhelminthes, Trematoda, Strigeidida, Schistosomatidae.
AAUUUGAGUUAGUGCGGCUCUUGUAAAAAGACUAGUGGUAAUGAAUGAGCUGGAGAAGUUAUUAAGUAAAGCUACAAACCCGAUAUCAGAUCAGUAUGACUCUGACACCGUGAAUGAAAUUGCAAAGCUGAUUGAUACUCAACCUAAUGGUCCAAUCUUUACUCUUCGACUUCUUGCCCAUAAAAUUAAGUCUCCACAUGAAAAAGAAGCUCUUAGCUCUUUAAUGCUGUUAGAGUUUUUAUCCAAGCGUUGUGGUCCAACAUUUAUAUCCGAACUCGGAAAGUUCAAGUUUCUCAACGAACUAAUCAAAGUUCUCUCGCCCAAGUAUCUUGGUGACCAGACAUCUUCAUGUGUAAAAAACAAAUGUGCUCAGUUGCUUCAUAAUUGGCAGCGUGAUUUCUCACCAAAUGAACCGAAGUUUGCUGAGGCAUACAAUAUGCUUGUUCGAGAAGGUAUUAUAACUGCGAGUCAGAUAGUUUCUACUGACUCCGUUUCAGAGAUUUGUCGCUCAGGCUCUUCAGCCGCUGAAAAUAGGCAAAAUAUUUUUGAACGUAACAAAAAAUCAGAGCGUUUAACCCAAUUACUUCGUAGUCGUAAUCCAGCUGAUCUACGUGAAGCGAAUGCGCUUAUCAAGAGUAUAGUUGAAGAAGAUCAAGUACGUAUGGAAAAAGUAAGCCAAAGAACUAGUGAAAUGGAAGCUUUAAGGAACAAUACAAUAUUAUUAGAAGAAAUGAUUGGGACAUAUUUAUUAGGUGAAAGUACUGAGGCUGAAUUAGAAUUGAUGAGUGAAUUGACACAGAAUAUACGUAGAGCACGUCCAUUAUUAUAUAGUUUCUCUUUAACACAUGAAGAACAAGAUAUUGAAACAUUGACUGAAAUUGGUCAAAUAUGUGACAAAGCUAGUGAAGUUUUAGCAAACUAUGAACAAAAAAUAGCCAAACAAAAGUCAUUAUCCUCAUCAAAAUCAUCAUCUAUAACUAAGGAUAAUUCUUCUUCUCAAUUGUCAUCAUCUAAUCAUAUUACUGAUCUUUUAACACAAGAUUUAAUGAAUUUAGGCUUAUGUGAUGAUUCAAUCACACCUAUCCCAUCGUCUAAUGCUAAUCUAUACUCUCCAGAUGUUUUAUUAUUGAAUACUUCAAAUUCAUUUCUUGUUAAUCAUCUUCAUAAUUCGUCAUGUAAUCAAGUAUCACGUCCAAUUGAACCAAAAUAUUCAUUAAACAGUAGUAAUAAUAAUAGUAACAAUUUUAUUGCUAACAAUCCUGGUAUUAGGAAAAAAUCAAACUAUGAUGACUUACAGGAUAUUUUUUCCACAAAUGCUACUAAUACUUCUACUACUACGACGACGACUUCUGGGUCAACAGUACUCUCUACUUCGUCAACGCUUUACCCAUCAAUAUUCAGUUCUGUAGACUCCAAAACUUCAAAACAAUCCUUGUCUCCUGAACAUGAAUCUUCUGUAAAUUCGAAUCCCAACGUCUUCAGUGAACUAGAUUGUUUGAGUCGUCAAAUGCUUAACUUAUCAAAAAAUCUUUUUUUAUUAUUUCCUGGAUAAUGACCAUUCAUGUGUAAAUGGUUGGUGAUGUACUACAAAGCGACAAAGAGCCUGAAUCAAAAUUUUCCGAACAAACAAUUGAUGAAUAAAUAUUAUCACCUUACAUUGACAGAAGUCUUUGUAUGAUUUAUGAACAAAUGCUUUGACAGAUACAAAUCUAUCAAUAUUACUAGCAAAUAAUUCUCCAAGUAAAAUAAAACCCGAUGGUGAUGAUGAUGAUGAUGAUAACACAUCCUUAUGUAUUAGUGACGUAGUUGUAAGCAGGAAUAACACUCCCACCAGUAAUAAUCACAAAGUGGAAGAAGUAACACCAUCAGAAGUUACAACACAAAGUGUAAUUGAUCUUAAAUCAUUUGAUAUUCAACUUUCUUCUGUUCAACCUCAUUCAAUACAUAAAACACCAUUGACACUUUAUCCAACUGAUAUAUCACAAGAGAAUGACAGUAAUGAUAAUACUUAUAACAUACAAUUAACACUACAUUACGCUAAUAAUAAACCACAUCCUGAAGUGAUGGUUUUUGUUGCUGUUAUAUCUAGUCGAAAUGUUUUACCCAUUACUGAAAUCAAUGUUAGAUUUGGUGUUGAAAAGCCUUUUAAAAUACGACAACUUAUUGCAUCUGGACAAAAUCUUCCAUCUUAUAAAACAUUUCUACCACCUGCAUCAAUUAGUCAAGUAUUAUUAAUUUAUAAUCCAUCUAAAUUAGUAAGUUAAUCAUUGAUAUAUUUCUUUGAGAAAAAGUUAAUUUUUUACGGGAUGGGUUAGCUAACCCCCUAUACCCAAUCAUCCUCUUUUAUCCGAGUUUACGAUCGGCAGUAACCCCAGAGGGUCCCCAGGUGGAGUUUCUGAGAAAAAGUGCAAUUUGAUAUAUAUAUAUAUAUAUAUAUAUAUAUAUAUAUAUAUAUAUAUAUAUGUCCAUAUAUAUCGACGAUUCUGAUAUUAUGUUGGAUGCUAAUAAUCUUUUAUGGAACCGUUUAAUACUAAGUUUAGCCAUGAAUAGGCUUUGAUUAUAACAGUUAAUGACAAUGAUGAUCAUUAUAAUCCUGAUAAUACAAUAAAUCGAACCGGUAUACUUUUAUUCAAUCACUUGGUGUAACACGACUGAAAAAAUCUUUUGUAUUCUUGAAUAAUCAAGUCUUCCAAUUACUAGACGAUGGAUUUCGUAAAUGCGUUAUUCACUUUUUCCUUUAAAUACUCAUUGAGCAAUCUUAAACAAAGCUUGUAAAGACAUAAAUUUAUCUCUAUACUUCAAGUGUAGAAUCUACACUAAAGGUUCUAACUAAAGUAUACAUGAAAUGUAGGUAGGAGAGGCCAAACUACAACGUGGCAUCAAUCCUUAAAGUCACUAAGUUCUACUCUUAGCCAUGUUGGUAGAUGCAGACUAUCGUGAUCAAUAGUUGGAGACUCUGGAUGACAUGGCUCAGAAUCGAUCAUAGUGGCGUUAUUCUCUGUCUUCCCUUAAACUCUGAGAUUAAAAUCGCUUUAUAUCUUUCUUUCUACGAACUAAUUCUUUCCUCCUGUACUAUGGCCAUAUAUGCAAUCUUUAUUUUAUAUAUUACUACCAUUUAAGUAACUACUUCUAUGAAUUUGGUGUUCAUCUUGUUGUGUUAAUGAGGUAUGGCAACUUGGACCGAUGCAUAUAUGUGCCUGGUCCUACGUUGUGGCUGACUGACUGACUGACUGAUACCAUGAUAUUAAAACAUGAUGAAACUAGUUGCUAAAUGUAAUCCAUUUAAAGUUGUAUAAUUGAUAAGUUAAAUCACAUUAGUCUGGUCGUUAGACGAAUGUUUCAUUCGUUCUAAAUUUGAGCAAAUCCAUUUCUGAGUAUUGUUGGUUGUCUUUGAGAUGGUGGAGAAGAAUGAACUGGAAAGCACUUACAAACUGACCAACAACGUUUUAAAUGACAUCAAUUUCACAAUGUAACAGGAGCCAAACAACCAACUAGCAUUCUUGGAUAUGUUAAUCAUUAGGACCGACACAGGAAAACUGGAAACUCAAGUAUAUAGGAAACUGACCCAUACAGAUCAAAUUCUCAACUACAACAGCGACAACCCAAGAGCUCAGAAAAUCAACUGCGUACACACAUUGUUCAAGAGGGCGAGAACACACUUGGCAGCACGAAAAAAUGAAGAGAAACACCUGAAGGACAUAUUUUAAAAGAACGGCUACCCAAUCAACUUCAUGAAAAAACACCAACCGCACGCAGCAUCAGAACCCAAGUCAAACAGAGAAAUCAACAAAAGGAUCACCCUACCGUACAUAAAAGACAUAUCAGAAACCGCAACGAGACUGCUGAAAACCUUCGCGUUAGGUGUGGCACACAAACCGACAAAAUCACUACAAUCAAUCCCAUGCAAACCAAAGGAUG